Molecule: messenger RNA, 5078 nt
Organism: Psammomys obesus (fat sand rat)
Lineage: Eukaryota; Metazoa; Chordata; Mammalia; Rodentia; Muridae
Gene: P2rx7
Product: purinergic receptor P2X 7
Exons: 13
Coding region: 141-1931 (596 amino acids)
Biological process (GO): response to ATP; monoatomic cation transmembrane transport
Cellular component (GO): nuclear inner membrane; plasma membrane
Molecular function (GO): ATP binding; extracellularly ATP-gated monoatomic cation channel activity; purinergic nucleotide receptor activity
Source: RefSeq, a predicted model, not a curated record
CACUGGAGGAGCUGGAAGUUGCAUGUUCCUGCUAAGAAUCAGUGAGCUUCCUUUGUCUGCUCCUAGCUGGGGGCUUGCUGUGGUCUAGCCUGAGAGGGUAUAGCUCAGGUCCAGCCUAAACAGAGAGUGAGCCUGGCGCCAUGCCGGCUUGCUGCAGCUGGAACGAUGUCUUGCAGUAUGAGACAAACAAAGUCACACGGAUCCAGAGCGUGAAUUACGGCACCAUUAAGUGGGUCUUGCACGUGAUCAUCUUUUCGUAUGUUAGCUUUGCUUUGGUGAGUGACAAGCUUUAUCAGCGGAAAGAGCCCGUUAUCAGCUCGGUGCACACCAAGGUCAAAGGGAUUGCAGAGGUGAUAGAAAAUGUCACAGAGGGCGGGGUGACGAGGCCGGUACAAAGAAUCUUUGACACUGCGGACUACACCUUCCCUAUGCAGCAGGGGAACUCGUUCUUCGUAAUGACAAAUUUUCUCAAGUCAGAAGGCCAAGAGCAGAAGCUAUGUCCUGAGUUUCCCACCCGCAGCGCACACUGUUAUUCUGACCAGGGUUGCAAAAAGGGAUGGAUGGAUCCGCAAAGCAAAGGAAUCCAGACUGGCAGGUGUAUACCAUACGACGAGAGAAGGAAGACCUGUGAAAUCUCUGCCUGGUGUCCUGCCGAGGAGGGGAAAGAUGCCCCGCGGCCUGCACUCUUGAGGAGCGCUGAAAACUUCACUGUGCUCAUCAAGAACAACAUUGACUUCCCGGGCCACAACUAUACCACGAGAAACAUCUUGCCAGAUCUGAAUGUCUCUUGUACCUUUCACAAGACUCGGAACCCUCAGUGUCCCAUUUUCCGGCUAGGAGACAUCUUCCAGGAAGCAGGAGAGAACUUUUCAGAGGUGGCAGUUCAGGGAGGGAUCAUGGGCAUCGAGAUCUACUGGGACUGCAACCUGGACAGCUGGUCCCAUCACUGCUAUCCCCGAUACAGCUUCCGCCGCCUGGACGACAAGUACACCAACGAGUCCUUGAUCCCCGGCUACAACUUCAGAUAUGCCAAGUACUAUAAGGAAAACAAGGUGGAAAAGCGGACACUGAUCAAAGCCUUCGGGAUCCGUUUUGACAUCCUGGUGUUUGGCACUGGAGGAAAGUUUGACAUCAUCCAACUGGUUGUGUACAUUGGGUCCACACUGUCCUACUUUGGCUUGGCCACUGUGUUCAUUGACUUCCUCAUCACCACAUACUCAAGCACCUUCUGCAGGUCCAGCGUCUACCCCUAUUGUAAGUGCUGUGAGUUCUGUGCAGUCAACGAGUACUACUACGGGAAGAAGUGCGAGUCCGUCACGGAGCCCAAGCCGACCUUAAAGUAUGUGUCCUUUGUGGACGAGCCCCACAUUCGGAUUGUAGACAAGCAGCUGCUCGGGAAAAGUCUGCAACUUGUCAAAGGCCAAGAAGUUCUGAGGCCGCAGAUGGACUUCACGGACCUGUCUAGGCUGUCCCUAUUUCUCCACAACUCGCCCCCUGCUCCUGGACAACCUGAGGAAGUGCAGCUGCUGUGUAAAGAGGCACCCCCCAGGUCCGGGCCCAGCCCGGGCUGGUGCCAGUGUGGAAACUGCCUCCCUUCGCGGCUGCCGGAGAAUCGCAGGGCCCUGGAGGAGCUGUGCUGCCGGAGGGCACCAGGGCCCUGCAUCACCACCUCGGAGCUCUUCCGGAAGCUCGUGCUGUCCAGGCAAGCCCUGCAGCUCCUCCUGCUCUACCAGGAGCCCUUGCUGGUGCUGGAGGAAGAGGCCGCCAACCGCAGGCUGCGACACUGUGCUUAUCGGUGCUACACCAUCUGGCGCUUCGGCUCCCAAGAUCUGGCUGACUUUGCCAUCCUGCCCAGCUGCUGCCGCUGGCGGAUCCGGAAGGCGUUCCCUAAGACUGAGGGGCAGUACAGUGGCUUCAAGUACCCCUACUGAUAGCCUGGCUGCCACAUUACAGCGGCUUAUAGCACAGCUUCCCUUCUAAAGACCUAGAGACGCAUUUGCAGCCAGAGGGAACUCAGUUUUCCUCCCUGGGGAGCUCUUUGUGUGCUGAAGACCCGAUUAAACCAAUCCACAAGCACACAAACCCUCCCUGCGUGGAUGAGAAGCAGUUGCAGACCUGAGCCUGGAGUCUGUCCCUGGGCUGCUGUUCCACCCUGGGCUCUUAAUGUGUACUUAGGCUCCUCAUUUCCCAACUACUUUAUCUGAACUCGCCUGAGAAAAGACUGAAAUGGUUGUAGGUGGUCUCUCUCAUAAAUGUUUACAUAGUUGCAUGGAUGCAAAGGUCCAACCCUAAAAACAAACCCUUUGGGAUUUGAGGAUGCUCUGAGAGAUUAAAUAUGGCCACAGAUCUUGGCACUCCCCCACACCAACUCUCAAGACCCAAAGGUGUUGUUUCCCCUUCCCGUUAUGGGCAGCUCUGGUGCUGUGUCCAGUAGUGGAUGUGAGGCUGCAUCGAUUUCAGGACCUUGUUUUAAGCGGCUAAUAGCUUCUACUCCCUGCCCUUGGAUCGCUUGCUGAGAGGGAGCCAGCCCAAGCUAAGAGUCUGGCUAUAUGAGGCUUCUCUGCCGUGAGGGAGCCCAAGCAGCCCCAGGAAGAAGUCCCAUCCCAUGCCAGGUCAUCACCUCUAAGUCCUGUCACCACAGGGGGGAGAGAAGCUGCUGCCUUCAGGUGGUUCCAGACCCUACUAACACGUGACCGAAACUGCAGGAGACAGGCCAAGGGCAAACUGCCCAGCAACCCAGACGACUGCUCUCUGUCUUAAAUCAUUACAUCUGGGAAGGGAGGUUGGCACACAGCAACAGGCACCUAGGGCAAGACAUGCUGACUGAGGCCCGGAGUCACGACAAAAUGCAGCACUCCAUUGGGCAGUUGUAAGAGGUGGCAUUAAAGCUGCCCUAAAACCAUCAGAUCUAACUACAUGCAACAUACAGUCAUGCCCCAUUGCUACCGUAUGGUUCCAAGAGUCUACCAAAGUCACAAACCAGUAAAAGAUGCCUCUGUGCCUUUGACAUCCUGGACUUUACAGUCAGUGCAUGCUGAGGCAGUAAGAAUGCUACUAUAAAAAAGCAGCUCAAGGAGCUAAAGGUUAGGAGCACUGGCUGCUCUUCCAGAGGUCCCAAGUUCAAUUCUCAGCAACCACAUGGUGGCUCAUAACCAUCUAUAAUGAGAUCUGGUGCCCUCUUCUGGCCUGCAGGUGUACAUGCAGGCAGAACACUGUACACGUAAUAAAUAAAUAAAAAUCAGCCCAAGCUGCCAGGUGUGGCCCAAGCUGUCAGGUGUGGAGUGACCCCAGAACUCAGGAGGCUGACAGGAAGGUUAGGUGUUCUAGGGCAUCCUGAGCUACAUUGCAAGAAUGCGGGGGGGGGGGUGUUUUUAAGAUUUUUUUUUUCAUGUUUGAGUGUUUUGCCUGCAUGUAUGUCUGUGCACCAUGUGCUUGCCUGGUGCCUGUGGGGGUCAGACAAGGGUGUCAGAUCCCCUGGAACUGGGAUCUCAGAUGGUUACACGCCACCAUGAGGGUGCUGGGAACUGAACUUGAGCCCUCUGCAAGAGCAACAAAUGCUCUUAACUACUGAGCUAACUCUCCAGCUUUGAAACCAACUUAAAAAAAUCAUAACUGUGAUAAUUAAAAAGAGGGGGGAAGAGGGACUAGAGAGAUGGGUCAGUGGAUAAAAGAGCAUUUUUUUUUUUUACACAAGCAUGAAAAAUUUGAGAUCACAGCUUCCACGUAAUGACUGGACGGCAUCUGUCAAGGUGGCUUGGAGGUAAAGAGCUUGCCAUUCAAUCUGAUGACUUUGAAGUCCAAGGUAGAGGUGGAGAACCAACUCCCAAAAGUUGUUCUCUGCCCUCAUAUAUGCCUCAUGCACACUAAUAAUAAAUACAAUAAGUUUACUUUUUAUGGAAAGCUAGCACCCUUCACUGUUUUCUCUAUCUGCUAAGCAUGUAAGAGUGGAUAGUCACAGUUUUGGGGCCCUGCUUUAAGAUUUCUUUUUUCUAGACACAGUGACUUGUUUCUAACAGAAUAGAGACUAUGAGGGCUGUGGGAUACUGUGGCUGAUGGCCUGAGACUUUCAAAUCUGCCCUGAGACUUGCUAUUUUGAGACUUCUGAAAGCUAGAAGCAAAGCUGAAUGUUGAAAGCGUAGGCGGGGCUGAGAUGGCUCAGUGAAUAACGGUACUUGCUGACAAGCAUGAUGGGUGACCAAGUUUAUUCCUCGGGACCCACAUGGUGGAAAGGAGAACUGACGCCUACAAGUUGUCCUCUGACCUCCACGGGAGAGCACUGGCAUGUGUACACCCCCCCCCCAAGUGACUCCAAGGUUUAAAAACAGAAGACUUCUACUGCAUGGAUAAAACGACAUGGAUAAAACCACUUUUUCUUUUUAAGCCCAGAGUUUUAUCUAGCCUUAAACUCAGGAAUCAAUAAUUACACCAGCUUUGAUUUCCAUUUUUAUUAUCUUUUGGGAGAUUGUUUUUGAGUCAGGGUUUCCCUGUGUAGCCCUGGCUGUCCUGGAAUUCACUCUGUACAUCAGGCUGGCCUCAGACUCAGAGACCUGCCUGUUUCUGCCUCCCAAGUGCUGGGAUUAAGGGCCUGCACCACCACCACCUGGCUUGGAGAUAUUUUUUAAAUGUGGAUUAUAUUUGACUUCAGAGUUGAACUUUUUACUCCAAGAAUUCCACGUAAGAGCUACAGGCUUUCUUUCCUGUGGCCGCAGAGUCUUUAUUCCUUUAUCUUUGAUGCCUCCUUCCUAGUGUACUUACGUCACCUUGUUGAGGCCUCAGGUAGUGAAUGAUCCCUGGGUCCUUCUAGCAUUUCCUUUGGCCAUGGCCAUUGGUGCUGUCGGGAGGGUGACAUGCUGCUUUGUGUAUAAAAUGACACUUUUUGCAGCAGCAUGAUAUUCGCAUCUCUAUGUCCGUCUACUGCAUAGCGGACGCCGUGGUCCGAGGCUCAGGUUCCUUGCUGUUACCGGCGCCAGUAUUCAGCACCUGCUCAGAACUCAGGGUGGAUUUCCUUUCUCUCUUAAAAGGGAAUCAUCUCCUAAACUCUUUCUAAUUUCAGGUUGGCAAUGUAAGGUUUUUUUCUU